This is a messenger RNA of Sclerotinia borealis F-4128, 243 nucleotides long. The record is from the annotation of a GenBank genome assembly. Lineage: Eukaryota; Fungi; Ascomycota; Leotiomycetes; Helotiales; Sclerotiniaceae.
AUGCGAUGUGGUACAACCACACAUCUAAAACGCUUCCGCGUUGUGCAGUGUGAAAAUUGUAAUAGUGUAACACAUCUGUACAAUGGUCUUUCACCGGGAGGUAAUGGUGUUUUGGCGCAUCGUGAGCAGCGCAUCACUUCUACUCUUGGUUCCAUCGAGUGUGAUGAUGAUGACGAGGAAGAGGAGGAAGAGGUUGAAGAAGCAGAAGAGGCUCUGGAGAAUGCGCAAGAUGACAUUUUGUAA